AUGACUACGAAGAUACAGCUUUUCCACCGCUUCCUCACAAUACCCAUUGGAAAGGGGGUACGACAAGGCGAUACUAUACCUCCGAAGCUGUUCACGGCUGCAAUGCAAUGGAUAAUGAAAUCACUAUCCUGGGAAGAAAGGGGCAUACGUGUUGAUGGGAGCUUUCUCUCGAACCUUCGUUUCGCGGACGACAUCGUUCUCUUUUCGAGCAGUAACAAUGAAGCAGAAACGAUGCUCAACGAAUUGAACGAAGAAGGGAAGAGAAUAGGACUGCGAAUAAACAGAAAGAAGACACAGUUCAUGAAGAAAGCCUAUUGCGAGGACGGAGGAGUGCACGUUGAAGGCUCCCAAAUCGUGGAAACUUCGUCGUACGUGUACCUCGGACGUUCUAUGAACAUGGAAAACGACUUGAAGGAAGAACUGAAUAGAAAAAUGAGAGCAGCAUGGGUAGCAUUCGCAGCCGUCAGGGAACCAACUGACGGACCAAGAUCUUCGUGCCCAUCUAUUCGACUCGACAGUUCUUCCAGCGCUUUGUUACGCAGCGGAGACGGACACUGCUGCCACGUCUAG
Necator americanus (New World hookworm) is the source of this 570-nucleotide messenger RNA. RefSeq lists its product as uncharacterized. The transcript has a single exon. Bases 1 to 570 code for a protein of 189 amino acids. NCBI's taxonomy places the organism in Eukaryota, Metazoa, Nematoda, Chromadorea, Rhabditida, Ancylostomatidae. The record is from RefSeq and is a predicted model, not a curated record.